Messenger RNA from Setaria italica (foxtail millet), 788 nucleotides. RefSeq lists its product as uncharacterized. NCBI's taxonomy places the organism in Eukaryota, Viridiplantae, Streptophyta, Magnoliopsida, Poales, Poaceae. The transcript has 3 exons. The record is from RefSeq and is a predicted model, not a curated record. The coding region runs from base 1 to 549 and encodes 182 amino acids.
AUGACGGAGACAUGCUCCAAGAUCGGAGGCUUAUUCGAGUGGGACGUGUUCAAGCAGCACCUGCCCGCCAUCAGGGCGCACGCCGACGCCAUCGCCGCCGCGCUCCGGAGGUACAAGGAGGCCGCGUCGAGCGCGGCCUGCAUAAGCCCUGCAGCCUUCGCCUCCGCUCUCGGUCUGGCGGACGGCGGCCGCGGUGCUCUCUUCCCGUUCGCACGGUGUUACCUGGGCGUCCUCGCGCGGGCGUACGUCCUCGCGCUGCUGGAGCUUUCCGGCGCCGCUCGGCCGGAGCAGACGGUCGCCGCGGCGGCGGUCUCGGCCGAUGGCGGCGCGGCGGCGGAGGCGUACCUCAACGCCGGUAUGGAGUCCAUUGUUUUCGAGGCGUCUCCCCACGAACCGAUGAUGGUGGAUUGGUGGGAAAAACGCCGCGUCCACACGAGUGGCUCUUUGAACGACCCUUUUACUUUCUUCACUGGUGGAUCCUUGCUUAGUUUGGCUUCAAGAGGCAAAACAUUGUUCAUGGGAAGUUUAAAUGUCUCAUCUUGGAUCUAGUGUUCUGAUAUCCACUUUCUGGAUUAAAAACGAGGCAUGAGUCUUUGCGAAUCUAUUGUUUAUAAGAGGUUGGCAGAUCCAUUACAUAUGUACUCCAUGCUCUUUCCGUUCUCUAUAAUCAAAUAUGUUAGACAUGUGGAUGUGUUGUGUGCGUGUAGAGCCCUUGGUGUGUACGCCAGGGCUAGGGCCGGCUACUGCCAUGGCCCCUUGAUUAGUAUUACGCGAGGAUACCCUUGAGA